Messenger RNA from Poecilia reticulata (guppy), 4216 nucleotides. Its product is annotated as semaphorin-4E. NCBI's taxonomy places the organism in Eukaryota, Metazoa, Chordata, Actinopteri, Cyprinodontiformes, Poeciliidae. Gene Ontology annotation, molecular function: chemorepellent activity; semaphorin receptor binding. The record is from RefSeq and is a predicted model, not a curated record. Gene Ontology annotation, biological process: negative regulation of transcription by RNA polymerase II; neural crest cell migration; negative chemotaxis. Gene Ontology annotation, cellular component: plasma membrane.
CUGAGCGUUACAGGUGGACCGGAGAAAGCGCCGACACGGAACCUGAAACAAUCUGAACCCAGUCAGUCUGUGAGGAGUUUCUAUGUAGAUCCCUGCAGCUGGAAUACUGAACCCUGAGAAUGAAGUCCUCCAGCAUCUCCCAGCACUAGCGGGGCAGCAUGGCUCCUGCUCCUCCUUCCAGAGAGGACACCGGCAGCUCAUUAGCUCUGCGCUGGAGGCUAACGCCGACAUAGAUACCCUUCAACUUCAAACUGAACCAAUUCAAGCUCGAGUCCUGGUUAAACAUCUAAAUAAGCUGCAUCCAGACUCAGGGGUUUUUCAAACAUGCGCUACCUGUGAUUUUUUUCUUUGGGCGUCAGAGCUGGACGGUGCGGCUCUUCUGCGCGUCGACCGACCCCGGACCCCGAGCCAUGUCUCUUCUCUUAACCCUAAGCAUCGUCUGUGGAUUGAUGCUCCAGCAUUACUUCAGUCUGCUCAGCGCUCAGUACUGCAUCCCACGGAAGACCGUCGACUACCAGAGUCACCUGAAUUUGUUCAAAGAAGAUGGCAUCUUCAAUUACUCAACUAUGCUGAUCAGAGACGACCUGGGUGUGGUGCUGCUGGGGGCGAGAGAGGCCGUCUACGCUCUGGAUAUGAACAACAUCUCGGACCAAAAGGCCGCGGUGUAUUGGCGAGUCACCGAGGAGAAGCAGAGGGAGUGCACAUACAAGGGAAAACACGCAGAGGUGGAAUGCCGCAACUACAUACAGACGCUGCACAGCGUGAACGACACCACGCUCUACGUUUGUGGCACAAACGCCUUUUCUCCGGUGUGCGAUUACAUGACGUUUGCAAACGACCAGCUGACCCUGAAGGGAAAGCAGGAGGAGGGAAGAGGGAAGUGUCCUUUUGAUCCCUUUCAGAGAUACUCCUCCCUCAUGGUUGGAACUGAGCUGUACUCUGCUACAUCCAUCAACUUUCUGGGCUCUGAGCCUGUGAUUCUGCGCAACUCAAAUUUGCCUCUUCGCACAGAGUUUAAGCACUCCUGGCUCAGUGAGCCAAACUUUGUCUACAUGGACUUCUUGGAGGAGAGCGUCGACAGUCCCGACGGGGACGACGACAAGGUGUACAUGUUCUUCAGUGAGAACGCCAUGGAGUACGACUUCUACAGAAAAGUCACAGUGUCCAGAGUGGCGCGCGUCUGCAAGGGAGAUAUGGGCGGCAUGCGGACGCUGCAGAGGAAAUGGACCACGUUCCUGAAAGCCCGUCUGGAUUGUUCCUUCCCUGAACCCAGCUUGCCCCCCAUUGUCCAGGACGUCUUCCUGCUGCGGCACAAGGACUGGAGGAAGAGCGUCUUCUACGCCGUCUUCACACCUCAGUCGGGCUUGUCUCAGAUCUCUGCGGUGUGUGCCUUCACCGUCGCGUCGAUUCGAGAAAUUUUCAAUGAGGGAAAGUUUAAGACAUCUGUUGCCGUGGAGACGUCCCAUGUGAAAUGGGUGAUGUACACGGGAGAGGUACCGGAGCCCAGACCGGGAGCGUGCAUCAACAAUAUGGAUCGUAAAAAGGGGAUAAAUGGCUCCCUGGAUUUACCGGAUAAAACCCUCCAGUUCAUCAGAGACAGGCCCCUGAUGGACGAGGCUGUUCGCCCGCUGACUGGGGGCCCGCUGCUGCUCAAGAGGGGACCCUUACUGACUCGAAUUGUGGUGGACAGCGUGCUGGCUCUGGACGGAGACACUUACAACGUCAUGUUUAUCGGAACUGAAAACGGCUACAUUCAGAAGGCCGUCAACUUUGACGGAGAGAUGUUCAUCAUCGAGCAGAUUCAGGUGUACAAAAACCCUGAGGCCGUCAACGUCCUACGUCUCUCAUCAAGCAAGGGUCAACUCUAUGCCGGUUCUGAAUCUGGUGUCGUCCAGAUGCCGGUCAGUAACUGCAGCCGGUACCAGUCUUGCGAGGACUGCAUCCUGUCCAGGGACCCUUACUGUGCCUGGGACUCGUCCGCUGAGCGCUGCUCCUCCGUCUCUUCUCUGUCUGCGUCCCCCGAAGCUGCAGUCCAGAGUCUGAAGGAGGGGAACGUGUCACAGUGUCCUCCACCAGAUCCAGUGCCAGCUGUGGACGUUGCUCUAAUUCCAGGGAACAACAUCCAGCUGCCUUGCCAGCGUCACUCCAACCUGGCGGAGGUCCACUGGAGGUUCGCUGACCUCCGGGUUUUAUCUACGCACAAAUACUACAUCUACAGCGACGGCCUCCUCAUCCUGAACACGACCGCGUCGGACGCAGGCUCGUACUUCUGUGACUCGGUGGAGCAGAUCAACAGCAGGACGUACAACAGGACUGUGGCCGUUUAUCAUUUACAAAUCUCCUCUGAGCCAGUCAGCCCCGCUCCCGGCAUAGCAGCCACAAAACACUUCAUUCAAACUCCGAAAAUGGCUGCAACUGGGUCACAGCCGGACCUGGAGAGCGAGGACCCGCUGACGCCUGAGAAUCAAAGCGACUCUGGGAGAAUGAGUCGCCUGGAGGUGGCCGUGGCUCUGCUGUCGCUGCUCUGCCUCUCUCUCGUCGCCGUCAUACUGUGGUUCUGGAAGCGAGGGCACUGGAAGUGCUCCGGGUUGGCACAGAGAUCCAUGGGCGGCGAGGGGAAGCAGCAGCCGUCGUCAGACUACACGCACAUUCAGAACAGAAACUCUGAGAUUAAGCUCCUGGGGGCGGAGGCCGGACCGUGCACCGCCAACAAUAAUCACACCACUGUGGACUUCAAAAAGAACGGGGAGUACCACUUCCCACCUCUGGCCAGCAUUUCAAGUCUGAACGGUCUGGGAUACAUCCGUGACGAGUCGGAGAUUUGACUCUGCUGAGGCUUCAGUCCUCGUUCUGCAUCGGUGCAAUAAUGAUGUACUUGCAAUGUGUUCAGGUACGUCUCAAUAAACUGAAAUUCAAGCAAAAAGCUUAUUUCAGUAAUUCAGUUCAAAGUCAUGUGCUGUGUAGAUUCAUACUACACAGAGAAGUGUUUGUUUUAGUUGGCUUUGAUAAUAUAAUAAAAAUAAAGUUUUUAUUAUUUAUUAUCCAUCAAUUGUCUGAUGGUUGGGCUGCUGAGGCCCGUCUCCAGUGAUCAUUGGUCAUGAGACAAGAACUAUAAUAAAUAUAUAAUAUAAAUACAAUAUAAUGACUUUGCUUCACAAUUGUCCCCAGGCUGUGACAAUCCCUGAUGCUUUUCCUACCACACUUUUUCCUUCCACUCAAUUUACAUUAAUAUGCUUGAAAACAGUUCUCUGAACUUUAGUGGCCUACCUUCAAUCAAUAACUGACUCCUGAACAAAUGUCAAAUCGGUGGCAUUUCCCAUGACUGUAGAGGCCAUAGCAUGAUCUUAAAAUAUUUUUUUUCAUUGGUUAUUAUUAUAAAUGUUUUAUCAUCCUUAAAUUACAAAAUAGACAAUUAUAUAUACAUAGUUUCCCGUUCUGAACCGAACUACUGAAAUAGAUAAACUUUCCACAGAUCUUCCAGUUUGUUGAGAUACGCCUUCAGAUGGUAAAUGGGUUCCUUGUUCUUUCCUGGGUGAUUUCCAAUGUUUGUCCAGGCAGCUGAUAUUCACUAAAAAGACAUGUAACUUGUUAAAUAUCUGCUCCAGAAAUGUUUUUUACAGUCAUAUUUUUGUAUAAUCCUAAUCUGUGAAUACAAUCUGUGUAAUAUUUAUGUACAGUCAAGCUUUUUUUUUUUUGACUAUUUAUUGGAGGAAAUUCCCAUUUUCUAUUUCUAUCCUUGAAUCUUUGAAAUGAACAUGUAGCAUCUUGGUGACCGAUCUCCAAGCCUAAUUCAUUUCAUGGAUCCUGCUGUAUGAAAUCAACAGGGGUAAUUUUUUUCAUUGCUCUUUGGUUGAAUUAACCUUAAUGCCUCUACUUUUUCACCACUCAUUCAGUAAAAAAAAAAAGAAAAAAAAGCCAUAUGUGAUUAACUACUUCUCAACAAAAAUCACAAUUUCUACCAAAUAUUUACCAGUUUUAGUAAUUACAUCCUAACCCUCCAGUAGGAAGGCAGUUCUUUUAUUCCUUUAGGUGAUGUUCACACAGCUUUACUUCAACUUGUACAUUUGUGUUACUCUGAAAAAGACAAACCUGUUGCAGGAAUGUAGAGGUGUGGGUGUAAAUUUCUGGUGGCAUAUAAAUAAAUAAAAAAAUAGGGGAGAUGGGGGGGAUUUGACCUGGAAACACUGCCUUGUAAAAAUAAAUACGGUAAUAAGUG